Messenger RNA from Cygnus atratus (black swan), 7756 nucleotides. RefSeq names its product membrane bound transcription factor peptidase, site 2 (gene MBTPS2). The transcript has 11 exons. Gene Ontology annotation, molecular function: protein binding; metalloendopeptidase activity. NCBI's taxonomy places the organism in Eukaryota, Metazoa, Chordata, Aves, Anseriformes, Anatidae. The record is from RefSeq and is a predicted model, not a curated record. Bases 32 to 1606 code for a protein of 524 amino acids. Gene Ontology annotation, cellular component: cytoplasm; membrane. Gene Ontology annotation, biological process: membrane protein intracellular domain proteolysis; regulation of response to endoplasmic reticulum stress.
CCCGGAAGCGUCCGUGCGGGCGGCGCAGCCGAUGCACAAAAGUUCCGGGACGCCUUUAGUUCCGGGGGGGGGGGUUCCUCCGUCCAGAGCCGCGGCCGCCGCCGCUUCGUCGGGUGCCGCCAUGAUCCCGAUCCCGGUGGUGGUGUGCGUGCUGGGGGGCUGGUGCGCCAUCUACCUGGCGGACACGAUGCUCAAGUCAUCCAGCUCUUUGAAGGCAUCUUAUGAAGACUGGUUGCUGACAUAUGGCUUGAGCAUCUCUCCUUUUCACAUGCGAUGGCAAACAGCUCUCUUCAACCGCCAGUUCUACAACUGGGGGAGAUGGAAACCCAGAUUUCUCUAUUUAUGGUUCAGCAUGGGAAUGGUGUUUGGUAUAGUUGCCAUGUUUGGCUCUGUUAUUCUUCUUGGAAAGACACUGAUGCAGACGCUGACACAGAUGCUAACUGAGGCACCAAAAGCCCAGAAUGAUCGUAUGCUACAAGUUGUGGUGCCUGGUGUAAAUUUGCCUGUCAGCCAGCUGACCUAUUUCUUCUCUGCAAUCCUCAUCAGUGGUGUGAUACAUGAAGUCGGCCAUGGGGUGGCAGCUAUUCGAGAACAAGUACGAUUUAACGGAUUUGGGAUUUUUAUCUUUAUUGUCUAUCCGGGAGCAUUUGUUGACCUCUUCACAACCCACUUGCAGCUGAUAUCACCAGUCCAGCAAUUAAGAAUAUUUUGUGCAGGAGUGUGGCAUAAUUUUGUUCUUGGUGUUGCAAGUUUCAUGGUUUUGUUUCUGCUGCCAGCCAUUCUUUUCCCUUUCUAUUACACGGGUGUUGGGGCACUUGUCACUGAGGUAACAGAGGAUUCUCCUGCCAAUGGACCAAGAGGUCUCUUUGUGGGGGAUAUUGUCACUAGUCUACAGGACUGCCCAAUCUAUACUGUAGAAGACUGGAAUUUGUGUCUGGGAGAUAUUUCACAGAAGUCGCAGAUCGGCUACUGUAUAAAUACAGCCACCCUACAACAAUUAAGCUUUCCAGCUAGAGUCUAUAGAAGACUCGAUGGCACAGUUGAAUGUUGUAGUAACAACAGCCUCACAGACAUUUGCUUUUCAUACAGCAAUAGCUUGGACAGCCAUCUGUAUGCCUGUCUACCAGCACGAAAAGUUAUCGAGGCCAGCAAAGUUUGUCGAACCAACAUGGACUGCCAGAAGGACUUUGUUCCAAGCUUUUGUGUGACUCCUUCUUUAGAAAAUCAAACAAGGUUAAUCAGGGUAAAACAUCCACCCCAUAUUGACAUGCUGUUUGUAGGACACCCUAUGCACUUACAGUACACAGUAAGUCUCAGCAGUUUUGUACCACGACAUAACUUUCUAAGCAUCGAUCUGCCUGUGGUGAUAGAGACAUUUUGCAAAUACCUAAUAUCACUGUCAGGAGCAUUGGCAGUUAUCAAUGCUGUACCCUGCUUUGCUUUGGAUGGUCAAUGGAUAUUAAAUUCUUUCCUGGAAGCCACUCUGAGCUCCUUGAUUGUAGAAAAACAAAACAGAGAGCUUGUUGGCUUUUUAAUUUUGCUUGCUGGUAGUACACUUUUGGCUGCCAAUGUUGCACUGGGACUUUGGAUGGUGACAGCACGAUAGAGGAUUGGUUAUCCAUCAGUUCUCACAGUACGCAGAGAGAAUGAAUCCAUUGCUUUUUAAAACUUGUUCAGUACAGAGAUUGAAAUAAUUCCCUUAAAAUGACACUGAAAGAAAAUCACUGGUGGCUGCUGUUGUAACUUAAAUCUGUACAACGUUUUGUCUGUCGUCAUGGGAAGACUAAGAAAAAGCAGUAUGAAUCUUGUCGUGUACUCUUUAAGCACUGUACUAAUUUUAGAGAAGUUGCAUUGUAAAUCUUCACAGGAAGAAGCCUAAUUUAUUAACUUAAAUCUCAGAAUAAGAGAAUUAUUUGGCCUCAAACAUUUGUAAAGUGGGAGGAAAAAUACACUUAGGUUUUAUUUUAUAAUCUGAACAAUUUAAAACAAAUCUGUGUGGCCUCUGAUCAUUUUUCAGUCAGCAUAAUCUUCAGUGUCUUUGUUCUGUAUUUUAAUCUGGUGUUGUAGCAAACUGGACUCUAAGAAGCCCUUAAGUCUCAUAUCAAAAUGGUGUAAAGCUAAGCAAAUGAUUACCAUGUGUUAAUGAGGGGAGAGAGCCCAUAUGGAUUAGUGUGUUUCCUUUUCAGCUGGCCAAACGACUGGAAGCAUCCUCAGGAUGUAAAUUGGAAGUGCCUAUGUCUGUUGAGAAUGAGGUAUGUGGGAGGAUAACAAAGCCCACAUGUUUCUUACACAUUCGGUUGUAUAUUACCACACACAGCUGAAGAUAUUUUCAAUAUCUCAAGUCAAUAUUUCAAGUUUCAAUAUUUCAAUAUUGAAAUAUUUCAAGUCAAUAUUUCUCAGCAAUAGCGAGGCAAUAAAGAAAUUUAGUUUCUGAGUGCUGAAAAAUGCUGUGCACAAUUAUUGCUAAAUGGUAAAUAAUGUUCAUGUACUCAAAAAAUAAUACUGUAUUAUACCUGUUUACAGUUAAAAGUGAAGCCUGUUCUUACAGCGUCUAUCUUCUGAUUCUGUGAAUGCAAUAUGCCCAGUUACUCACUGACAUCUCUGUCUUUCAAAGGUUUGUUUUCAUUAUAAUUCAUAAUAAUAAGUUCAUAGAAGAUUUUUUAGUUUAUAGAAGAUUCAUUAUAAUUGAAGAAGUUUUGUUGAAGCUGGUCUUGUAUCAGAAUUGUUUAGAGGAAGAAUAUGAUUGUGAAUCUGUUUUAAUAUUUGGCUUUGCUUUCUGAACUUAAUAUGGACCUUGUACUUGUUUUUAAAAGAACAGUGGAAGAAUGACCAGUGUUUUGCUGACUGAGGUAUAUCUGACUUAUUCUGAGACCCUUUAAGUCUGUAACAGUCUCAAUAUGAUUAUACAUGUUAAAAAAAAAAAAGGCUCUGGUUUGGAAUCCCAUAUAAUUGAAACAGGGAAAAUUUGAAAAAUACUCUGCAACUUCUAAACUGUAUAAUGCUCCCACCAGGAGCUGCGGCAGCUCAGAGUUCCUUUAAUGAGGUGGCCUUUCCAUUCAAGAAAGUAGAAGCUAAGCUAAUGGAUACAGGCCUGCAAAGAGCCAUGAAGCCAGUGCUUCAUGACUGGCUCGAUCGUGGCCAAUUCAUAAUCAGCUAAAACAGAUUCUCUUGGCACUAGAGGUAGAAGCCUGGGUAAUUUCAACAGCGGGGUUGGGUGCUAUUCCUGGUGCUACUGCAUGGAUUCCUAACUCCAAUGUUUGCAUUUGGCCACUGAUGCAUUACUGUAUUUUUGCACAGGAGCCUUCACACUUACUUAAGAUGUAUUCUUUUCUCUUAAGAUGAUGCAAACAGUAAUGAAAGAGUGUACUUGCUUGCUUGUUGUUGUGUUAGUUUACUUCUCUUCAGUGCUAUCAGAGGCUCAGCCUCCUGAAGUUCACCUCUGUGGGGUGGCAGGCCUGUGCCUCUGAGUUUCAACCAUUUCAAUCCAGGCUUCUCUGCACAGAUCCUGGUAAGGGAGAGUAGAGUAAAUCCGUCAGCCGAUCAAGCAGGAGUGCAUCCCCGUGGGGACUAUUAGAAGUCACAAAGUGCAAGAAAGGAAAAAUAAACUAGCAGACACUGCCAACAGGCAUCUCUUUCUUCAGGAGUCACCUGGAAAAGUAUGGUUCAUCGUCACUCCCAGUAAUUUGCAGAAAUUUCAGAGUAGCCAUUCUGAUGUUCUGUUCUUCCCUCUCUCCUUGGACAGCAGUGACAUGAGCAGCCUGGUUCUUACUCAAAGCUUGGCUCUGAAGUGAUGCUCUAGAAGUCUGUUCGCUCACCUAAGUAACUACUUACUAAUCUGAGCUCUUCCUUUCCAGGCACAAUGCCACUUUCCUCUGUCUCUGUGUCUUGUCCAGUUGCCAGUGCACAAGAUUAAUUUGCACUUUAGGAGUUUAAGUGCAAGUUAGUAAGAGAGAUUAUUUACUUUUCAAAAAAGCUACUAUUUAUGUAUCAGAGUUGCAGUGCUGUCUUAAUCUCUAAAGGAACAACAAACGCAUCUAGGGUGAUUUAAAAAAUAUUCUGUGGAGAACAUUUCAAGUUUGAUGUUUUAUAUAUUCAUGUUGAAUCCAGCUGCUUGGGAUAAUCUGUUUAGCAUCGUACUCCUCCUGGCAAUGGAAAGGAGAAAAAAAUUUGAAUAACAUACACAAGAUACAGCUACUAUACAGAAGCUGGCAGGUUGUUCCUUGUUAUUUAAUGUGCUACAAAAACAUGAUGUUUUACCAAAAGAAUUUAUUUUACUUUAUAUCACAGAAAGUCACUUUCACUAAAUAAAACUUCAAUCUGUGUUUGACCUCAUAAUCAAAACAAGAGUGGAGAAGACACAUUGGUCAUGGCUUCACCAAAACAGACAAGUUAGCACACUGUAAAGACCCUAGAUAACAUCUGUGGUAGAGGUAGUACUAUAAAGGUUUAAAAAUAUUCAUGGGUCCAUUUCUCCAUGUACUGGAAUUCUACUGAAUAAGGAUUAUGUACAUAUAGGUGCUUUGAAUCAGGGCUUUAAGCAAACUGGGAUCACUUUGUAUGAAGGGUGACCCAGCACAUAUCUUAGAUUACCUGUGGGCAAAGGGAAUAGUUAAGCUGGACCACUGUGAAGAAAAAGUUGUUGGUUUCAGUGGUUCCAUUUUAUUUUUUAUAUUUUCCAUUUUGUAUUCUGAUAAGCAAUUGCGGUUUUUUGCUUACAUAUAGUUAUUGGGAGUUUUAUUGCUGUUUUGUUUGUUUAACAAGAUUGACUACAGAAGGGCACAGAAUGUUUUUUGUGUGAUUUUGAUUUUUACUCCUGGGGUAUUUGCGACGUUUCUUCUAUUUAUAUUUUUGUAAAAAUUAAAAAGAAAUCUUUCCUUAAAAUAAAAUCUUUUCAAUUCUCAUUCUAAUUAGCCCCUCAGAAUAUAACUUAUUCUUUAAUACAGAAUCUAUCAGUGUCAUUAUAGAGGAUAAUGACUCAAGUGUAAAACAGAGCACUCUUAAAGAUUGGAUGGAUACUACUAUAUAUGUAUAUACUAUGCUUUUUAAAUCUGUAUCAGAUGGAAAAAAUAAUGUGUAACAUUAGGAGGUGUUGUAUGCUUUUACUUGAUAAUUGUCAGAAUUCCAUAAGUGUAAUCAGUUCUGAUUUAUUUGUUUGUUUUAUAAGAUUUUUUUAUAUCAGCAAAGACUUCCAUAGCAUGUUCGGAUAAUGCAUGAUGUGACACGAUAAUGCAUAACUUAGCAUGUAGGAUGUUACACGGUCAUUGUUAAUUUAGGAAAUUAAAACCAGCUUGAUUCCUUACAUGUUAAAUGAAAGAGACUUCAAAAAUGAAAGAGACUAGGAAAAUUGCAGAUAACUUUAGACUGACUAAUCUGCUAGCUUAUGAGUCAGAGUGAAAAAUCUAUUAACUUAUCCUUUUGAAUUAGAAUGAAACAACCAACUGUGAUGACAAUGACAUUUAUCAGUGUGAUGAUUCUGAUUUUUUUGUGUAUAUACAUACAUAUACAUCUACAUACACAUGUAUAUAUGAGUGUAUGUGUGUGUAUAUACAUAUAUACAUACACAGCCACAGUCUAUAUCGCAGCUUUUUUAGGGAUAACUUCUGGCAGUCCUCUAUAUUCUGCAGUGUUGGCAUUUUUCUUUCUCUGUAUGAAUUCCUUGGCUUUCUCUACAUUUUAAAAUUGCAGCUGUGUUCUCCUUCUGUAACCGAUCUAUAGGGAUUUCUUAUCAGAAGAUGUGUAAUGGACAUAAUGUAACCACAGCUGCAUGAGUCCUGUUCCGCUGAUGUUCAGAAUACAUUUCCUGCCUUCUGAGAGGCCUCAGCUAUAGGCACAGUAAACAAAGAUUUCCAGGGCAAUUAAAAGAGGUUGACUUCAGAAUCUAUCACUCUCUAAAUGCUGCUGGUUUUGCUAAUUUUGCAUGUUAACUGGGAUGAGUGAGACUGUGUAGAGUAUACUGAUGAAACCUUCGCAUGGCAGCCCGGGUGUUCCAGGUUUCUUGAAUACCUUGCUACAAGACAGAUUUUUGUUCAAUCCAAGUUUCCCAGUAGUUUCCUAUACACUUUACAGGAUGACAAAGGGUGCCCUGUAAAAAAUAGAUUUGAUUUUUUGUUUUAAUGAAUUCUAUUUAUCUUCUAUCUGAAAGAUCUGCAUUUGUAUCUAGAUAUUAUUUAUGACAGAAGAAAUGACAGAUGAAGAAGGGGUUGAAAGGUUUAUGUAGCCUACACAGUAUUUAAUUGUUUUUAGAAGUUGUGAUUUUAACUCUGGAAAUGCAUAGUUCUUUGUAAAAUACAUAUCGUGUACACUUGCAUUUAGAUCAGUUCCCACAGCUUUUGUCUUGCCUUAGCUUUGUUCUUGUGACCUUGUGAGUAAGGAAGCUCAAUCUAACUCAGGUAAGAUGUAGUAUUAGAAGUUUUUAUACCCUUUUUAUCCUGAACUGCAUGUAAUGCUACAUACAGAUUUGUUGUUUAAUGUAGCUGUAUGUACCUGUGUAUGUAUUGUAUAUGCUGUAUUAAUGAAGCAUUUGUGGAGCAUUGUACUAGGGACUGUCAGCAAACAGAAGCUUUGGGACUCCUCCUUGUUCCUUGGAUUCAUCCACUAUGAUCAUUUGAAGAGCAGAUGGCAAGGACUAAGGGAGUGAAGAACCUCAGUUUAUGGCAGCUUUAUGAAACCUUCACAAUGCGGAGCUAGCGUGAAAAGAUAGGGACAAAGAGCAGGAUAUGACACUGCAAUUCCAGUCAUUCCAUUUACAUCAGCAUGAAAUGUGAAAAGAACUUGUAAUUAACAUUUCAGAGCAUGCAGAUACAUUUUCCAGUCCUUCACUGAAUCAUUCAAUGAGAUGCUCAAAUUUUUUUUUUAACUUUGUUGUUCCACUGAUAAAUGUGUACUUAACAAGUGGUUGGGGUAGUUGUAGUUUAUUUAUUAAAAUGGACUUGGAUAUUUCUUACUUCUAGGUGUUUAUCCUUUUUUUUUUUUUUUUUUUGUGGCAUACCAUAACUGGCCUUCACUUAGUAGUUUGAAAGUUCAAAGUCUAUUUCAAAACCAUCAUAAGAGAAAUCUGAUUUCUUCCUUCCUAAGUUGGAAUAUUGUUAAUAUUUUUAAUUCCUCUUUUCCUUAUAUAAUUUUAUGUUUACAUUUCAUUUGUUUGUAUGAUCUGAUCUGAAGCCUGUCAAUGGAAUAUGUAUUGUUUUGAAAUUCACUAUUUUUUUUCCUCUACGUAGCCUUAUUUUUCACACUGACUCACAGCUGUGGAAUGUUAGAUUUCUAGACCCUUUGUUCCCACUAUGUAUUGUUCACAAUCAUUUUUUUUUUUUUUUUUUAAAAAAAAAAAAAAGGUGGGGGGGAAGAAAGCUUCAUUUUGAAAAUGUCAGUUAACAAAUAUAUGGAACGCUUUGAAUAAUGUAUUGUGUUUUUGUUGUGCUCUUUUUCUCUAUUUAAUCAACCAAACAAUAAGUAUUGUUUUCUAUGUAUGAUAAAUAUAUCCUGCAAAUAAAUUCAUUGUUUGAUUGUUAAUGUGUUUAAAUCUGUUUUUAAAAAUAAGGUAAAAUGACGUAAUGCUGUGUUUAUGGCAAUUACUAUAUUCCAUCUCAUUUUCUCACACUCCUCAUAUGUAAUUUAUAUCAUCUAUCUAGGUACCCACAAGCUUACCACUACCCUUUUUAUUACCUGACCACCUCCUAAAAUUAAUAAUAACUGUCAAUUUGCUUUCUCUUAUUUACCAGCUUAUCAGAGUAAUAGUUUGAUUUAUAAUAGAAGUACA